Molecule: messenger RNA, 1455 nt
Organism: Symbiodinium sp. CCMP2456
Lineage: Eukaryota; Dinophyceae; Suessiales; Symbiodiniaceae
Source: the annotation of a GenBank genome assembly
AUGGCAGCAGAGGCCUACGUUUGCAUGGUCGGUGACUUGAUCUCCAUGUGCCUGCCAGGAUUUGGGAUCUCUUUCCUCAGUCGCUCCUCGUGCAUCGCCAUCUUGGCCGUUUUCCCUUUGCUCCCGCUUUGUAUGCUGAAAGACCUCUCUGCCUUGGCUCCGACGUCAUUUUUGGCGCUGUUAGCGGUGUUCUGGAUGAUCAUCAUGAUGAUUAUCCGUUACGUCGAUGGCUCAUAUCUUCCAGGUGGGCAGUACCAUGGAUUCCCUGCACCACGAGGGCAUGUGGGAAACAUUGGCUUCUCCACGCUUAUCUUGGUGGACAACUUGGCCGUGGCCUUCCUUUGUCUCGUGCUGCUGAUGGACUCCAUGGCCGUGCCAGCGCACUCGAGUAAGAACACCUCCCUUUUCGCCAUUCUGCCACAGCGAGAAGCUGCACUGGCACGGGCUGUGUCCGACAUGCGUAAGGCCGCAGCGGAGGUGCAGAAGGCUUCAGCUGAGCUGUCGAUUUGUGAGGCUGCAUGGCUCACGGCCUAUGAGGCUGCUUUGCGGAUCGCUGAGAACGACGCAGAAGCAUGUGCAGUUCGAAGGGCAGCCACAGAACUCAAGUCGCAGCCGGGAGUUUGCUACAACACCUUGCAAACCUUUCAUGAUCAAGUUGAAUGUUUGGCACCGUCCCUUGCCGAACCUCGGAGCCUGCCUUCAGAGUCACAUGGCGAGCAACACGGACGCUCCCACGAUGAUGAGUUCCAUACUGCCAAGCAUCAGCUUGAACACCGCUGGAUUGAGAAGACGGCCUUCAGCGCCGCGGAGCGCGUGGUGGAGCGCAUGACCGAGCGCAUUACUGAGAGCAUGGGCGAGCGAGUUGGCGAGCGUCUUGCUGAGAGGGGUGUGGAGCGACUUGCCGAGCGGGGUGCAGAGCGCCUCGCGGAAAGGGGCGCGGAGCGGCUAGCUGAGCGCGGCAUGGAGCGGCUGGCAGAGCGUGGUGCCGAGAGGCUGGCUGAAAGGGGUGCCGAAAGGCUUGCAGAAAGAGGAGCGGAACUAGCCUUGGAGCGGGCCGGGGCGGGAGCUUUGAGACACAUCUUGGGAAGAACUAUUGGCGAGACUCUGAGGAUGGGAGAACAUGCAGCCAUGCAUACCUUGAAGGCUUUACGUGUCAUUGUCCCUUUCGUGGGCAUGCUCUUCGUCAUACAUCUGGCUGAACAUGACUGGCAUCGCCUGCUCGAGGAGUGGAGGGCCCGACGUGCUCUCUCACUUGCCUUUUUUUGCAUGGCUGUUCUGGGCGAUGUCGCCGACAUCCUUUGCCACGUGUGCGUGAUUUCUUCUGGCAUUCUUCACGUGGACCACCACGCAUUGCACACAAUCGAGCCACUUGCAUUCAAGAACUUUGACGGCCUGGCACGUCUUGUAACAUGUAGGUUCAAUCUAGAGUUCGCACAGAAGAACGAGGAAAACUAA